AUGCAGCCCCUCAUUACCGUGGUCGGUGCUACCGGCACUGGCAAAACCAAGCUCGCCGUUGACCUCGCGAAACGCUUCAAUGGUGAAAUCAUCAAUGGAGAUGCGAUGCAGCUCUACCGCGGACUGCCCAUCAUAACCAACAAGGUGCCUGUCAACGAAAGGGAAGGCGUGCCGCAUCACUUGAUUGACUUUAUUGGGCUGGAGGAAGAGCCGUGGCGCAUCGGCACAUUCAAAAACGAAUGUCUUCGAACUAUACAAGAUAUUCACUCGCGCGGGAAAAUCCCGGUGCUUGUUGGAGGGACCUCCUAUUACGUGCAGUCUGUUCUGUUCAAUGAUGCGCUGGUCGGAGAAGGGGCAGAUGGUGCGUCGGCUUCAUUACUAGAUGACUCUGAACGACAGCACGAAGGAUGGGAAGAAGGUCAAGGAAGAGAACAAGAAGAGUGGGCUAUUCUUGAUGCACCUGUUGAAAUUAUGUUAGAGAAGCUCCGAGAGGUUGACCCCAUCAUGGCAGACCGCUGGCACGUGAAAGAAGUGAGAAAAAUUCGACGGUCACUAGAGAUUUACCUCAAGACUGGCAGACCGGCGUCAGAGAUCUAUGCGGAGCAAAUGCAGCAGCGACAAGCUGCGAUCAACAACGUGGAAGGCGUCGCGGCAGGCAAACUACGCUAUUCCACGUUGAUAUUUUGGAUGCAUGCAGAAAGAGAAAAACUUUAUAAAAGACUAGAUACCCGCGUUGGAAGUAUGCUGGAGCAAGGCUUGAUGGCAGAGGCACAGUCCCUGUUCCAGUAUCUAAGGGAACAGGAAGCUCAGGGAUCUCAUAUUGACAUGACCAGAGGCAUUUGGGUCUCUAUAGGAUACAAAGAGAUGCAACCAUAUCUUGCAGCAUUAUCUGCUGGCGAGACAAAUGAGAAAGAACUCGAAGCGCUGAAAACGACUGGCAUAGAGUCCGUUAAAGCCUCGACGAGACAAUACUCUACGAAACAGGUGCAAUGGAUUCGGAAGAAACUCUGGUCUGCGCUCUCAGAUAUAGGUGCAACUGACCGACUAUAUGUCCUAGAUGGUACUGACCCGGAAGCCUGGAGCCGCUGCAUAACCGAGCCGACGGAACGCAUCGUACAGACUUUCUUGUCAAAUGACGAUAACAACUUUCCGGACCCGAAAUCACUCUCGUCACUAGCUGAAGAAACCCUGAAAGAGAGAGAGCAGAAUUAUACAAAGGGAACGACAACUCUGCCAGCCGUGGCCUUGAAACAGAUCACUUGUGAGCUAUGUAACAGAACAAUGAUGGGCCAGGAGCAGUGGGAUAUUCAUGUCCGUGCCGCGAGUCAUCGACGAGCAAUUAGGGCAGCUGCGAGAAGAGAACAGCGACUAGAGUAUUUUCGCAAUCAUGCAUCGCGAGCUGAGCCGGUCGAUGGAUUGCCAUCCUAG
Talaromyces atroroseus is the source of this 1428-nucleotide messenger RNA. RefSeq lists its product as hypothetical. Gene Ontology annotation, biological process: tRNA modification. Bases 1 to 1428 code for a protein of 475 amino acids. Gene Ontology annotation, molecular function: ATP binding; tRNA dimethylallyltransferase activity. Gene Ontology annotation, cellular component: mitochondrion. The record is from RefSeq and is a predicted model, not a curated record. NCBI's taxonomy places the organism in Eukaryota, Fungi, Ascomycota, Eurotiomycetes, Eurotiales, Trichocomaceae. The transcript has a single exon.